Messenger RNA from Pocillopora damicornis (cauliflower coral), 2651 nucleotides. RefSeq lists its product as uncharacterized. The record is from RefSeq and is a predicted model, not a curated record. Gene Ontology annotation, biological process: oligopeptide export from mitochondrion. Gene Ontology annotation, cellular component: mitochondrial inner membrane. Gene Ontology annotation, molecular function: ATP binding; ABC-type oligopeptide transporter activity; ATP hydrolysis activity. Lineage: Eukaryota; Metazoa; Cnidaria; Anthozoa; Scleractinia; Pocilloporidae.
AUUCUGUUGGUGUGUCUGUGGCCCAAUCCGAUGGAGAAGAAGGUGUCAUGAACACUGGAUAUUACACAUUACCAGCAUGUCGUUUUACAAUCCUGGUUCAGGUGUUGUUAUUUACUGACUUAGUGUCCUCUGUUGCACUCUGGCUUUGUGGUGGAGACAAUGAGUACUUGGAGGACAAUGUGAUGCAAUUCAAGAUAAAAGACUCGGUGUUUGACUUGGCGGCAAUAGCAUUUGUGAAGUGCAGCAUUCUCUUCUUUUCUUAUCACUGGUUAGAAAAAUUGUCCAUGAAGCAGAUUGAUUACCCUUAUGACAGAAAACUUGCAUCAAGGAAAUGCUGGUGCCAUUUUCUUGCAAUUUUUUUGAGUCUCGGGUCUCUUGCUUACAGUAUAACAAAAGGUGUUCUUAUUUAUAAAGUAAGAUCACAGAAAGAGCAUAAACUCCAUCCAACUUACUUUGCCCUGGUCAUAAGUGCUGUCGCAUUUUCCUUCUUGGAAACUGUGUUUGCACUCAGUAGUUUUGUUGCUAUGAGACGACUGAAAUUGCUGCGAAUUCUUCAUACUCCUAAUGAUACUGAAGCCAAAAGGAAGCCACAGGUCAAUUUAGGAAGAUUGAUGACUCUGGCCAAACCAGAACUUCUGUUACUGUUGAUAGCAUCUUUGGCUUUGUUGGCAUCCAGUGGGGCGCAAAUUGCAGCUCCUUUCUUUUUUGGUAAAGUAAUUCAAGCAGCAACAGAGAAAGGCAUGAAGCAUUUAAAUGAGACCAUCGUGAUCCUUGCCCUUGUCUACCUUGGUGGUGCAUUUGCUGCUUUGGUAAGAGCUUGGCUCUUUACCUUAGCUGGUCAGCGGCUUGUGGCUAGGAUAAGAAAGAAGCUGUUUAAUGCUAUUAUGUGUCAAGAAGUGGCAUUUUUUGACAAUAACCGGACUGGUGAACUUAUCAACCGACUGUCAUCAGAUACUCAAGUCAUUCAAAAUGCCCUAACAGUGAAUGUCUCCAUGUUACUGCGGUACAUAUUCCAGAUCAUUGGCUCCUUGGUUUUUAUGUUUACUCUGAGUGCCAAGUUGACUGCAGUUCUUAUAUCUGUUGUUCCCAUUGUGGGAAUUGGUGCUCAGCAAUAUGGAAGUUAUGUACAAAGAUUAAGGAAGAAAUUUCAAGAUGAGUUAGCUGCAGCUUCUGCUACUGCAGAAGAAUCAAUUGGGAACAUACGUACAGUGCGAUCAUUCUCUCAAGAGCGUAAAGCCAUGGGAAACUAUGGGACCGAUGUCGAUAAGAGUUACAAAGUUGGAGCUAAACUUGCCCUUUUUUCAGGUUUAUUUCAAGGUGUCAUUGGUAUUAUUGGUCAGGGUGCUGUUGUGUUGGUCUUGUGGUAUGGUGGUAAUCUAGUCAAUCACGGUGAACUUAAUGUUGGAAUUUUAACAGCAUUUAUGCUGUACACUUUAAAUGUGGCCAUGGCAUUUGCCUUCCUCUCAUCUCUGUAUGGAGACUUUAUGCAGGCUGUUGGUGCAUCAGUGCGCAUGUUUCAGCUGAUGGAUCGCUUACCUGCUAUAAAUGUGGAUGGAGGACAAAAACUUCACUCUGUUAAUCAAACAAUCCAGUUUCAAGAAGUCUGCUUUGCUUACCCAUCAAGACCAGAUACUGAUGUUCUCAAGGCGAUGUCAUUUGAACUAAGACCUGGUCAGACUGUGGCACUUGUUGGGCCUUCUGGUGGUGGAAAGUCAACAGUGAUAAGCCUAAUUGAGAGGUUCUAUGAUCCAAAGUCAGGCAUCAUCACCAUUGGAGGAACAAACUUGGGUGAACUGGACCUGUUUUGGAUGAGACGCAAGAUUGCCCUUGUAAGCCAGGAACCAGUUUUGUUUGCCACAACUAUAGCUGGUAAUAUUGCUUAUGGACGUGAUGCCACUUUAGAAGAGAUAGAGGAAGUUGCAAGGCAAGCUAAUGCUCAUGCCUUUAUCACAGCAUUUGAGGAAGGAUAUCAGACUCAGGUUGGUGAGCGUGGUGUGAAGUUGUCCGGAGGUCAAAAGCAGCGGGUAGCUAUUGCAAGAGCUCUUCUGAUGAACCCUGAUAUUCUCCUACUGGAUGAGGCAACAAGUGCUUUGGAUGCUGAAAGUGAACAUUUUGUGAAGGAAGCAAUUGAUCGGGCCAUGAAGAACAGAACAGUUCUAGUAAUAGCACAUAGGCUGUCUACUGUGCGCAAUGCUGACCAGGUAUUGGUCAUUGAUAAAGGCCAGAUUGUUGAGCGAGGUACCCACAAGGACUUGCUGGCUAGUGAAGGUGUUUACAAGAAACUUGUGUUGCGACAGCUGAGUACAUCCCAAGGUGCCUCUGUUGUAGAUGUUGAGGGUUUUGACCCAGAUCAUUUGGAGACAGGCGAACCUCCCAUUGAUGAAGAGGAAGAAUCCUAGUUAGACUUUUACAGUUCAACUAGAAUCUUGUUGUUUCUUCUGUGAUCUUUUUUAACAGCAAACAUUUUAGACAUACAACAAUAAAAAAGUAGUGAAAAGUAGUUGUCCUAAGUGUAGGACAAACAGCUCCAAACACCCAUUACUGACCAAGAGUAUUGCUGGGAAGGAUCUCUGUGCUAUUGUGUAACCCAAUUUUGUACAAAACUUAAUUAAUGCUUCUGUUAGACAACCAUUGACCAUAUUUCUACACUG